AUGGAGCCCGAGGAGCGGAAGAUCUCGGUGUGGAUCUGCCAGGAGGAGAAGCUGAUCUCGGGGCUCUCCCGGCGGACCACCUGCUCGGACGUGGUGCGGGUGCUGCUGGAGGACAGCCACCACCGGCGGCAGUGCCCGGCGCCGCCCGAGCCCGGCGGCGGGAUGCUGUCGGGGCCGCCGCACUCCUACUGCAUCGUGGAGAAGUGGCGCGGCUUCGAGAGGAUCCUGCCCAACAAGACGAAGAUCCUGCGGCUCUGGGUGGCGUGGGGGGACGAGCAGGAGAACGUGCGCUUCGUGCUGGUGCGCAGCGAGGCCUCGCUGCCCAACGCGGGUCCGCGCAGCGCCGAGGCGCGGGUGGUGCUGAGCAAGGAGCGCCCCGGCCGCGGCCUGGGGGCGGCCCGAGCCAGCCUGGCACUCACGCAGGAGCGGCAGCGCCGGGUGGUGCGGAAAGCCUUCCGCAAGCUGGCCAAGAUCAACAAGAAGCGGCAGCAGCCGCUGGCCCGGGAAGCCUCGUCGGCGGAGAGGAUGGAGACGCUGGUGCACCUGGUGCUCUCGCAGGACCACACCAUCCGGCAGCAGAUCCAGCGGCUCCGCGAGCUGGACCGGGAGAUCGACAGGUACGAGGCUAAGAUCCACCUGGACCGCAUGAAGCGGCACGGCGUCAACUACGUGCAGGACACCUACCUGGUGGGCGCCGGGGAGCCGGAGCCUGGCCAGCCCCCCGCCGGCCGCCCCGAGGAGGACUAUGCCAGGAAGUGCGAGGAGGUGCUGCAGCUGCAGGAGCAGCGGGCGCAGCAGGAGGAGCUGCUGGAGCACCUGGCCGCCGAGAUCCAGGAGGAGCUCAACGAGCGCUGGAUGAAGCGGCGGCGGGAGGAGCUGGAGCUGGCGGCGGGACCCGGCCUGGCCGACACGGACUGCGACACCACGGAGCUGAGCGGCGGCGGCGAGGGCGAGCUGCACCUGGAACACGAGCGGGUCAAGACCCAGCUGAGCACCAGCCUCUACAUCGGCCUCAAGCUGAGCACGGACCUGGAGGCCGUCAAGACCGACCUGGACUGUACGCAGCGGGCGUGGGAGGACAAGGAACGGGAGCUGCAGCGCCUGCUGGAGACGCUGGGCACCCUGGACGUGGCGGAGGCGCCGGCGGAGCCCCGCGGGGCAGCGGGCGGGGGGCGGCCGGCGGCGACCCCGGGGGGCGGCUGGGUGGAGCUGCGCAAGGACCGCGCCGACAACGACGAGGACUCGGACACGGGGCUGAGCUCCAUGCACAGCCAGGACUCGGACUCGGUGCCCGUCUGCGAGUCCCUCGUGUAG
Molecule: messenger RNA, 1314 nt
Organism: Lepidothrix coronata (blue-crowned manakin)
Lineage: Eukaryota; Metazoa; Chordata; Aves; Passeriformes; Pipridae
Gene: RASSF10
Product: Ras association domain family member 10
Exons: 1
Coding region: 1-1314 (437 amino acids)
Biological process (GO): signal transduction
Source: RefSeq, a predicted model, not a curated record